This is a messenger RNA of Cheilinus undulatus (humphead wrasse), 4185 nucleotides long. RefSeq names its product IQ motif and Sec7 domain ArfGEF 3b (gene iqsec3b). The coding region runs from base 198 to 3584 and encodes 1128 amino acids. Gene Ontology annotation, molecular function: protein binding; guanyl-nucleotide exchange factor activity. Gene Ontology annotation, biological process: actin cytoskeleton organization; regulation of ARF protein signal transduction. The transcript is spliced from 15 exons. Lineage: Eukaryota; Metazoa; Chordata; Actinopteri; Labriformes; Labridae. The record is from RefSeq and is a predicted model, not a curated record.
CGACCGGAGAAGCGGAGGCUAUCUCGGUCUGUGCAGCCUCAUCAUCAACCUGGCAGCAUCAAGGAGACGAGAGCGGAAGGACACCUCACCUUCUCAUCCGCCGCACUCACGGAUAUUUGUCAUCUGCUCCUUCCUCCAUCCCUCUGCCCAGCUUCUUUUUUUCUUCUCCCUCUCUCUUCCCUCCUUCACUCCUGUGUAUGAUGAGCUCCAGCCUGCUGGAAAACCCGGUGCAGGCGAUUCUGUACCUGCGGGAGCUUACCACCAUCGUCCAGAACCAGCAGAGUCUCAUCCAGACGCAGCGCUCCCGGAUAGAGGAGCUGGACCGGCGCGUGGACGAGCUCAUCGGCGAGAACAGGCACCUGCGAGAAGUCAGGAUACAGCAGCAGCAUCCGUACCAUCACCUCCAUCACCAUCACCAUCACCCAGACCCUACUUGUCUCCCUCAUCACCAUCCUCCUCAGGACCCCCAAAUUAAGACAAGUACAGGACCUGUGCCGGGCAAUGCAGCUGCACCAGUACAGGUCGAGAAAGCUUCAGGGGUCCUGCCUUCGCCUUCUCAACCCAUGGACCCGGGCGAUAUGCAGCUGGUCCCUGCCGACCCGUCCGCUGUUUCCCCGAUUGAAAGUGACUCAGAAAACGGAGGAAGUUCCCUUAGCUGCCGCUCUUUGGUUCCGAUGACCCCUACAACCCUCUGUCGAUCCUUGGCCCUGGCUAGGAAAUCCGAGAGCGAGACCGUGCUGCAUCAGUUCUGCUGCCCCGCCCCAGAGCAUCCAGAGGCAGACACCACAGGCUCAUCUGGAGGACAGAUGCUGAGCCUGGAGGAUGGAACGUCCUCUGGCGGUGGGCAGGAGGUGGAGGGGACCAAGAGAGAGGGGCCCAGCGAGUACGAGAUCAGCCUGGAGAAUAAAAACAAACAGAUAGAGGAGCUGGAGCAGAAAUACGGAGGCCAUCUCAUAGCCAGGCGGGCAGCCCGACGUAUUCAGACGGCCUUCCGGCAGUACCAGCUCAGCAAAAACUUCCAGAAGAUCCGAAACUCUCUGUCAGAGAGCAAACUACCCCGUAGGAUCUCCCUGCGCCAUCCAAGCCCAUCGGGACGAAACAGGAAUGCAGCCCAGAGACACAGUUAUACUCUGCACCCAGGGGGAGGACAGAUACCAUUACGCUCUAAAACUCCACCUCCGCCUCCAUGCCGCUCCACCUCUCUGCCUCCUUCUCCUGCUUCUGCUCAGGCGGCUACUCCCUCUCCGGCCCCUGGCCCAGCUCCACCUCAAACCUCCGGACAGACACUCACACAGCUGGAGGACUGCUUCUCUGAACAACUUCACUCCUUGGCCCAGUCAAUUGAUGAGGCUCUCCGUGGUUGGAGCUUGUCAGAGACUGCAGAGGGGAAAGGGCUGCUGAUGGAUCCAGGGGCUCUUCGUGCAGCUGCUGAGAGUGCCUGUCUGCCUCGCAGUGCCAGCUCGCUGCUCAUGGCCUUCAGGGAUGUCACCGUUCACAUCGACAGCAAUAGCUCCUACACCAUCUCCUCCGCCACCACCACAACCACCACCUCUCUCGGAAACGCAGGCGGUGGGCCCCCCGGCAGCAGGAAGACCUCUGUGAGCGGGAUGGCUGGUGGAGGAGAUGGCUUUUCAUCUGAGGAGCCAGAGUUUCCUGCUCCUCCGCCUAGUGAGGAGCUGGAAAUGGCUGAUCCAGGAUCCAGGAGGGGAUCAGCGGUGCCGAUUCCAGGAGUGGGAGGAGGGGGAUUCGAGGGGGAGAUAAGUGCAGACAGAUUGGGCUCCACCUCCACGUCUACUUCUACCUCCACCUCUAUGUCCACCUCAGCACAAACCAACCAGCAGCCUGCUCAGAUCUACACCCAGUACCAGCAGUACCACUACACUCAUCCUCAGCAGAUCCCUGGGGGGCCCAGCCCAGAGGCACUGCAGGCCCUGGUUGUGUCUCUGCCCAGGGACCGCUGCCAGGAUCCGGCCUCAUGCAGAUCCCCAACCCUAUCCACAGACACGCACCGCAAACGCCUGUAUCGUAUAGGACUCAACCUUUUCAAUGUGAACCCUGAGAGAGGCAUUCACUUUCUGAUCACGCGUGGUUUCGUCCCGGACACGGCUAUCGGGGUAGCUCACUUCCUGCUGCAGAGGAAAGGCCUGAGUAGACAGAUGAUUGGAGAGUUUUUGGGGAACAGCAAGCUGCAGUUCAACAGAGAUGUCCUCGACUGCGUUGUGGACGAGAUGGAUUUCUCAGGCAUGGAGCUCGACGAAGCCCUGAGAAAGUUCCAGGCUCAUGUUCGUGUUCAGGGGGAAGCACAGAAAGUGGAGAGACUCAUCGAAGCCUUUAGCCAGAGGUACUGCAUGUGUAAUCCUGAUGUGGUGCAGCAGUUUCACAAUCCAGACACCAUCUUCAUCCUUGCCUUCGCUGUGGUCCUCCUCAACACUGACAUGUACUCACCCAACAUCAAACCGCAGCGCAAAAUGGGCCUUGAUGACUUCAUACGCAACCUUAGAGGUGUUGAUGAUGGAGCAGACAUCCCACGAGAGAUGGUCGCAGGCAUUUAUGAAAGGAUCCAACAAAGAGAGCUCCGGUCCAAUGAAGACCAUGUGACCUAUGUGAGCCGUGUGGAGCAGUCAAUCCUUGGCCUGAAAACUAUCCUUGCCGUGCCACACAGACGUCUGGUGUGCUGCUGUCGUCUCUUUGAGGUACCUGACGCCAACAAGCCUCACAAACAAAAACUAUCCCAGCUGCAGAGAGAGGUCUUCCUCUUUAAUGACCUGCUGCUGAUCUUAAAACUGUGUCCUAAGAAGAAGAGCUCGGCCUCGUACACCUUCUGUAAAGCUAUGGGUCUUCUGGGAAUGCAGUUUCACCUCUUCAGCAAUGAAUACUACGCCCAUGGCAUCACCAUGCUGAGCCCAUUUACCUCAGAGAAGAAGCAGCUGGUAAGUUUCUGUUCCCCGAGUGGAGAAGAGCUUAGGAAGUUUGCAGAGGAGCUCCGAGAGGCCAUCACAGAGGUCAACGAGAUGGAGCAGAUACACAUCCAGUGGGAAUUGGAGCGGCAACAAGGAAUCCAGCAUGGCAUACACACCAAUGGAGGGCAAGUGGACACACACACAGGCUCUCCCUCAGGCCAGCAGGAUCCUUAUGACAAAACCGGAAACAACAACACAGUGGAGGUGUCAAUUCACAACAGGCUGCAGACCUAUCAACUGAGCCAGCCCAGCAUUGAGUCCACACCUCUGGCCCUGGCCGCACCACCCGCCCUCCUCAGCCCCGUCCAAGCCGGAGAGCUCCGCCCAGAAACACUCAUCCAAUGCCAGCAGAUCGUCAAGGUGAUUGUUGUGGACCAGAGCGGGCGAGGGCGGAUGGAGGCUUUCCUCAGUCAAGGCCCAGCUGCUCAUCAGCUCAUCCAAUCCGCCCUGUCCACACCCGUGCAUGUCAGGGAGGGGGACGGCCCUCAGCCCCCUCUGCCACCGCCUCCACCUCCUUACAACCACCCCCACCAGUUCUGCCCACCUGACUCACCCAUGCCCCUCCACCACACCAUGCCUCUCACCCGCAGACGCAACUCCAGCGGCACCCGCAGCAUCGUCUGAGUGGACAGUCGCUUUACAAACCCUGAGGGGCCAAAUGUGACCCUCACAUUCACAGACAUGCUGUAGCACCAGGUGACUCACCCUGAAUUAAGAGUUACGAAUAUACUGUAUGCAUCUUUCAAAAGGACAGAGGAAAAGGAGACCAGCGGGAAUCUCCACGGUCCUGACUGAAGGAGGAAUCUGAACAUGGAGUGGUUUCUAAACUUUUCUUCUUUCUUUUGUCUCCAACAUGUCACCCAGUAGCUGAUGGUGUUGUCUUUCUAGAUUUUACUCUUUACGAGAUCUUGUGACUUUACAUUUUUAAAUGUCACCUGUCCUGCUAUCAUGUCAGUGAGCUCUGACUGUGAAACCGAGGGAUGAUGGCAGCCCUGAAGGGACUAAAAAUCACAUUACAUAUUAUGAAAAAAAACAAUAUUUUCUUUUUCUGGGGCAUUUUUUUCAAUAUGAGCGAGGAAUCAUUUCAGCAGAGCUUAUCUUGAUUCUCCUCAGUGUUAUCAUUUUUUUUUCUCAUCUCGGCAUAAUGUGAAGAAACAGGAGUACCAGCUUAUUUGUUUCCCUCAUUUUCAAGGGAACAGUUAAUAAGUACAUGUGAGGAAGGUGA